AUGGCGCGGCCCAGUCUGCUGCAAGCCAUAUUCCAGCAGCCGUCCCAGUCCUAUGUCGUGCGAGAGGACGCCUACUCGACGCCUAGCGUGAACAUAUGGAGAGCGUCAUUCCCAUUUGCACACGGCAAGGACACCAAGAAACACCAGUCGCUAUCGCUCGACGUCGGACAGGUCCCCGUUCUGCCGUUCGAGGGUCCAUCGUCGAUGACACCAUCCUCCUCCCCUUCUCCCACACCGCCACUGCUUUCUCCCGUAAGCACACCCAAGUCCAGCACUCCCUCCUUCACCGACGACACGAGCGACUCGUCCGACUUUGUCACGCCCCCCGACUCUCCGCAGCCGUUUGUUGACGAAUUGCAACAUGCAGUCACACAAGAGACCCUGCCCCCUCCGUCGCUUCUAUUGAGCGCCGCACGACCCCCAAUGACGUCCAUCACAUCUGACGACUCGACUCUAUCAACACCCGAUUCUAUCUUUAGCACUCGAUCACGGACACAGCCGCUACAAGUCGUCAGUCCAGCCCCGUAG
Molecule: messenger RNA, 528 nt
Organism: Rhizoctonia solani
Lineage: Eukaryota; Fungi; Basidiomycota; Agaricomycetes; Cantharellales; Ceratobasidiaceae
Exons: 2
Coding region: 1-528 (175 amino acids)
Source: RefSeq, a predicted model, not a curated record